Molecule: messenger RNA, 363 nt
Organism: Colletotrichum orchidophilum
Lineage: Eukaryota; Fungi; Ascomycota; Sordariomycetes; Glomerellales; Glomerellaceae
Product: POS9-activating factor FAP7
Exons: 2
Coding region: 1-363 (120 amino acids)
Cellular component (GO): nucleus; cytoplasm
Molecular function (GO): AMP kinase activity; ATP binding; ATP hydrolysis activity
Source: RefSeq, a predicted model, not a curated record
AUGAGAACGUCACCAAACAUCAUCGUCACUGGUACGCCGGGCGUGGGCAAAACGACGCAUUGCGAAGAGCUCGCCAGGCGGACAGGUCUCAAGCACCUUUCGGUCAACCAAGUUGUCAAAGACCGGGAGUGCCACGAGGGCUGGGAUGCCGAUUUUCAGAGCUGGAUCGUUGAUGAGGACAAGGCCAAGCUUCAGGAGAAUCUAGACUCGGAAAUCAUGGAGGUCCUACUUCAAGAGGCCAGGGAGGCUUUUGACGAGGAAAUAGUCGUCGAGCUUACGAGUAAUACGGCUGACGAGAUGGAGGUGAACAUUUCGAGGGUCGAGGCCUGGCUUGAGCAAUGGAAGAAGGACUUUUCGUUAUGA